Messenger RNA from Lobosporangium transversale, 862 nucleotides. RefSeq names its product SUR7/PalI family-domain-containing protein. NCBI's taxonomy places the organism in Eukaryota, Fungi, Mortierellomycota, Mortierellomycetes, Mortierellales, Mortierellaceae. The record is from RefSeq and is a predicted model, not a curated record. The coding region runs from base 83 to 829 and encodes 248 amino acids. Gene Ontology annotation, cellular component: plasma membrane. The transcript is spliced from 4 exons.
CUUUCCGUUGUUGUCCACCACACCUUUAAUAUUCUUAAUCCUUUCCUCUUUCCUCGUGCAUUGAUUUUCAGCUUAAUAUAACAUGUUUGUGCCUAUUGUGUCCUUCUUAAUCAACCUCAUUAUAACGUUACUUCUCUUCCUGGUCAGCAUUGGGAAUCUCUGGUCAGGCCGUUUUUUCACAGCAUUCUAUCUCCUCAAGGUCACUUAUACGACAGGAGAUGGUCCUAAGAGUGGAUGGUUGAGCACGUCGUACAACAUGUUGACAUUUGGUCUGUGGAACUUCUGUGAGGGGAAAGAUAAUGUUAUCAACGCCUGUAUCGAGCCCAAAACUGGAUUUACUCUCGAGGGCAUACCAAAUAUCUUUGAUACUGACGAGCACUAUGUACCCAACGCUGUUAGAAGCUUCAACAAGGCUAGUUUUCUAUUCAUUCCUGCAACUUGUGUGGCAUUUUUGGCACUUGUCCUCUCUGCAAUUGCGUUGUCUCCUCGUUUUCGUAAACGAUGGCUCCAUGCCAUGUCUGGAUUUUUCAUGUUCUUAGUGACAUUAUGCUGUGUACUUCUCAUGAUAGUUGUCUUCACCGUGAAUGUGUCCAGAAAAAUCCAAUAUGAGAGACAUUUGACGCCAGAGGCCAAGACUUCAUUAGGACCAGGUGUAUGGAUCACGUUGGCCCUGGCGCCAUUGGCAAUCUUUGGAUCGGUGUUCAGUGCCUUUGCAGUUUGCUGCCCUGGUCGUUUUGAAAAACAUCCUAACGUUACCGUUACACCUCAUACUGCUGCUACUCAACAAAACGAUGUACCUGUAUCCAAAGCAGAAAUUCAGGAUGCUUGAAGGGGAAGAGUAUCAACUCAGGCAGAGCUCUCU